This is a messenger RNA of Haemonchus placei, 180 nucleotides long. Lineage: Eukaryota; Metazoa; Nematoda; Chromadorea; Rhabditida; Trichostrongylidae. The record is from the annotation of a GenBank genome assembly.
AUGGACAGCAUGGACAGCAACAUGGGCACGGAGGUGGGCACGGAGGUGGGCACGGAGGCGGGCAUGGUUGCGGACAUGGUGGUGCACAUGGGCAUGGGCAUUGACAUGGACAUGGAGGUGGACAUGGAGGUGGGCAUGGAGGUGGACAUGGACGUGGGCAUGGACACUGAGGUUGGCUGA